UUGAACUUGUGUCUCCUUAGGUUUGAGGUUCUGAGCUUUCUUAUGCUCUGUUACAACUCUGCUAUUGUCUAUAUGCCUGCUUCUUCCUAUCAGUCACUUUGCAGGAUGAGUUCCAGACUCUGUGUGUGUGGGUUUCCACGGCAACAUGAAAAACCCUGGAAGGAAGAGUAUUGCAGAGUGGUACUGGAUCCUGAAUUCAUGGUACAACUACUCACUGGAGUCUAUUAUGCUGUUUACAACGGGCAGUGGGAAAUUGGCCAAGAAGCGCUGGAUGACAUAAUUUACAGAGCACAGCUUGAACUCUAUUCUCAGCCACUGUUGGUUGCAAAUGCUAUGAAGAACUCAUUACCCUUUGAUGCUCCAGAUGCAUCACAAGGAGGACAGAAGGUCUUAAAAGUAGAAGUUACUCCAACAGUUCCGAGAAUUUCUCGGACUGCCAUUACUACGGCUUCAAUCCGUCGACAUCGCUGGAGAAGAGAAGGUGCUGAGGGUGUGAAUGAUAGAGAAGAAUCUGUGAACCUUAAUGAUGCCGACGAAGGGUUUUCUUCUGGGGCAUCCCUGAGCAGCCAGCCGGUUGGGACCAAACCUUCAUCUGGAUCCCAGAGAGGGAGCUUAAGAAAAGGAGCGAGUGGACGUUCAGCCAAGGAAAAGGAAAUGGCCUCAGCCACCAAACCCAUCGAGAGCCCCCGGGAAUCUGGCCGCAAGCAGUACCUGCACCAGUCCAUUGACCUCAGUACGGACGCAGUUGAAAUGACACCUACGAAGAAACACUUGAGCCUACCUGCUGGGCAAGUGGUGCCAAAAGCCAAUAGUGUGAGCCUGAUCCGGACUGCUAGUGCUUCUUCCACAAAAUCAUUUGACUAUGUGAAUGGCAGUCAGGCAGGUUCCGGUGUUGGCGGUAAUGGUGUCACUAACUUGGCAGCAGGCAAUACCAAUCGGUUUUCAACGAUCAGUCUGCAGGAGGACCGCUUGGGCCAAGCUGGAAAUGGGAAAGAUGGCCUCUCAUCAGGAGCUCCUCUGACCAAGCAGUCCCGAUCCCCAAGUUUCAAUAUGCAACUGAUAUCCCAGGUUUAACUUCAUUGUCCUUCCUAUCUUUUUCCCGCCUUUAUCCAGUUCUUCGCGCAACACCUCCAGCCAUCUUCCUAUAGUGUGAAAAUCCUGGCUUUUGUGAUCUUGUUCAAUUCAUUUUAGAUACCAUACUAUAUUUUGUACUGAAACAGCAAUAAAACCUCCUCCCUCCCUUCCAUGCCCCCGAUAAAUGUGGUUGUGAAGCAGUAUAAAAUGUACUUUUAUGCCUUU
This is a messenger RNA of Anolis sagrei ordinatus, 1299 nucleotides long. The record is from RefSeq and is a predicted model, not a curated record. Lineage: Eukaryota; Metazoa; Chordata; Lepidosauria; Squamata; Anolidae.